AUGAUCUCGGCCUUCACGUUGAACUUUGUACUUAGUUGGUAUAACGGUCGGAGUGGAUGGUUAUCUUGGAACGGUCUAGCUAACUUCGGCGUGUUUGAGAAUAAGAACUACAAUAUCUGGGAAAUACCUUUCUUUCUCGCUGUUGGGGUCAUUGGAGGUCUCACUGGUGCUUUAUUUAAUCACCUCAAUAUGAAGCUGACGCAGUUUAGGAAGAAAUACGUGUCAAGUAAAUGGAGACGCUUGGUAGAAUGCUUCCUGGUAGCGGCUAUGUCUGCAUUUACUGGUUUUGUCACUCUUUUUCUUGUGGAUGACUGCCAACCGGUUGGGGUUAAUCCGAACAUAACCGAAGUUAACCAGAUGUGGUGCAAGAAAGGCGAGUACUCGGCUGUGGCCAAACUUUUCUUCCAAAAUCCAGAGGAGAGUGUAAAGGCCCUAUUCCAUAGUCCAGUUAAUUCUUUUCGACCUUGGACUUUGCUAAUCUUUUCCGUAGAGUAUUAUCUGCUAACAUUAUGGACAUUUGGGCUUUCGGUACCAGCUGGAGUAUUCAUUCCUGCGCUUCUGACGGGUGCCGCUUGGGGUCGUCUCUUUGGAAUUGGUGUUGGAAGAGUAUUCCCAAGCAUUGUACGCUACAUUUUUUCUUGUAUUGACCCAGGCAAAUAUGCACUAGCUGGAGCAGCUGCGCAGUUGGGAGGUCUUGUUAGGAUGACCAUAUCUCUUACUGCAAUCAUCAUGGAGGCUACAAAGGCUGGUGAUAUAACCUUUGGUCUUCCAAUCAUGUUAGUGCUCAUGGUCACAAAGUGGGUCGGUGACAUGUUCAAUGAGGGAUUAUACGAUAUCCAUAUUGACAUCCAGGAGGUUCCCAUCUUAGGCUGGCAUCCACCCAAAGUUAGCCGGAAUAUAUUAGCAGAGUAA
Messenger RNA from Cylicostephanus goldi, 912 nucleotides. Lineage: Eukaryota; Metazoa; Nematoda; Chromadorea; Rhabditida; Strongylidae. The record is from the annotation of a GenBank genome assembly.